Neltuma alba is the source of this 408-nucleotide messenger RNA. RefSeq lists its product as uncharacterized. The transcript is spliced from 2 exons. NCBI's taxonomy places the organism in Eukaryota, Viridiplantae, Streptophyta, Magnoliopsida, Fabales, Fabaceae. The coding region runs from base 1 to 408 and encodes 135 amino acids. The record is from RefSeq and is a predicted model, not a curated record.
AUGCCCCAUGAUGGCACAACCGAGGUAGAAAUACCUCAUGAUUUGUUGGUGCAAAAUUACACUGAUCCAGUAGCUGCCAUUGUAUCUGUUACAUAUCCUGAUUUGAUGGAGAAUUUGACGAACAAUGAUUACUUUAAUGACAGGGCUAUCCUAUCCCCAACAAUUGAAGUUGUUAAUCAGGUAACAGCCAAGUUCUUGAAUACCAUUUCUAGCUUUGGUUUGCCCAUGCACAAGUUGACACUGAAAGUUGGGGUGCCUAUUAUGUUGUUGAGAAAUAUUGAUGAAGCCUCUGGAUUAUGCAAUGGGACAAGAUUGAGGGUAACACAUUUGGGGAAGUCUAUGAUUGAAGCAAUAACAUUGAAUGGUUCAAAGCCAAAUGAGAAGGUUCUAAUUAUCACAUGGACAUGA